This is a messenger RNA of Nothobranchius furzeri (turquoise killifish), 674 nucleotides long. RefSeq names its product guanine nucleotide binding protein (G protein), gamma transducing activity polypeptide 2b (gene gngt2b). The record is from RefSeq and is a predicted model, not a curated record. Lineage: Eukaryota; Metazoa; Chordata; Actinopteri; Cyprinodontiformes; Nothobranchiidae. Gene Ontology annotation, biological process: G protein-coupled receptor signaling pathway. Gene Ontology annotation, molecular function: G-protein beta-subunit binding. Gene Ontology annotation, cellular component: heterotrimeric G-protein complex.
CACAGCAGCUGCCAGUGCAAACCACCUCCUCUUCACUCCAAAAGACAUAAAGCUGGCACAGAGGACGGCCACUCCCAUGUCCACAUACAGAGGAUUGGUGACAUCAGCAUCAAUCCGGCAGCCACCUCAGCCAUAAGCCAGCAGCGGGGGAUGAGGAGCAGUGGGACAGCACCUCAGUCAGUGAAGAGAAGCAACCAGACGAGAGGAAGGAGCAGAGUGGACUAGCUCUCCGGAGCCGACACAGUUCUCCGAUCACUGGGGAUCCCGCCAUUCAGCAGCCAGGAUGGCUCGGGACAUGUCAGAUAAAGAAAUCUUGAAGAUGGAGUUGGAUCAGUUGAAAAAGGAAGUUAGCACCCCAAGAACACCAGUGAGUGUAAACUGUGCAGAAACCAUUGCUUAUGUUGAAGGACUGUUUCCCAACGAUCCGCUGAUUAAGGGUGUUCCAGAUGACAAGAACCCCUAUAAGGGAGACAAAGGAGGCUGUACAGUUACAUAGCACACAGACGGGCAUCAAAGGACAAGUCACUCAGUUUUUUAAAAUCACAUUAUUAAUUUGUAGACACGUGAAUAAAAUGUACAAAUGAAAGAAAGACAAUGUUAGUGCUGACACUUGGACUGUAUGUAGCUGUUGAUAUGAAAAUGUGUUAAUCUGUAAAUAAAUGCAAAUAGCUUUG